AGCUCGCUCAGCGACUCUGCUACCUGUCCAAGCAGUUUUGCAGCCCUGUUCUCUCAUCUCAGGCAGCGGAUUUCUGCGCAGAAACACACUCGCUUUGGCGGUAAGAAUGCUUAAUCCCGGCCAAUACCUUUGGCUGUAUUGAGGGACGGGCGGUAGAAGUGCUGGCUCCCUUCCGAGAAUCCUCUGGGGUUGUGGUCAGGGCAAUUCCGGGCAGACCACGUCAAGAACGGGGGUCCAUGGCGUCUGUUGUGCCGCCCAAUUUCUCCUGGGUAGCGCCAGGCCGGCUGGCGGGUCUGGCCAUGCCACGCUUGCCUGCGCACUACCAGUACAUGCACGAGCAGGGGAUCCGGCACCUGGUGUCGCUCACAGAGCGCAGCCCGCCGUACCACGACACCUGCCCUGGCAUCCAGGUGCACCGCAUGCGCAUCGCCGACUUCUGCCCGCCCUCGCCCAAGCAGAUCCAGCACUUCUUGCAGAUCGUGGAUGAUGCCAACGCCAAGGGAGAGGCUGUGGCGGUGCAUUGCAUGCUGGGAUUUGGCCGCACUGGCACCAUGUUGGCUUGUUACCUUGCCAAGACCCAGAAGAUCACGGGUGUCGACGCCAUCCAUGAGAUCCGUAAGCUGCGCUCCGGCUCCAUCGAGACCCACGACCAGGAGAAGGCCGUCGUCCAGUUCCACCACCGUAUCAAAUAGCACAGGAAUGGAGGACCUUUGGCCGUUGCUAGAGGCGUUUGUCCUGAACGUAACCCCCGUUGCUGGGAGAGGACUCUCUAGCUGCCAAAAGUGGAGAAGUGUGGAGGGUGGCUUUUUUGGCUUUAAAGCAGCUGAGGGAACCUUUUGCCCUCUGGGUGUGGCUGAACAACCACUCCCACCUUCCCUAGCCAUUGACCGUGCUUGCUGGGGCUGACGGGAGUUGUAGAGCAGCCACAUCUGGAUGGUUGAAGGCUCCCCACGCUUGCUUUAAAGGGUUGCUUUGGGUUCUCUAGUGGGAGCUUCUGGGUGGGAAACAGUAGGGUUGCAAACGGCAGCUGAGGUUGACCAAGGAAGGGGGGAUUCCAGAUACUCUGGUAACAGCAUCCCGUUGCAAGGGUCGCUUUGUAGAACCUGGGGGAUCUGUCCACGGCAGCAAGGAGCGCAGUUUCCCUCCCACACUGGGAGAAAUAGUUUCCAUGGGUUUUACAAAGUGCGUCUGCACGGCUAAGGAGUGUUGGUGUUGGGGUGCGUCUGCGUCUUUUCUCUUGCACGCGAGCAGGUUCUUGUCUUGGCACAUCGUGUCACUUAGCCGCUCGGGAAUAAAAGACAUCAAAGGUGGCAACUGCCAACA
This is a messenger RNA of Rhineura floridana, 1323 nucleotides long. It is a transcript of the gene DUSP23, whose product is annotated as dual specificity phosphatase 23. The transcript has 4 exons. The record is from RefSeq and is a predicted model, not a curated record. Gene Ontology annotation, molecular function: protein tyrosine/serine/threonine phosphatase activity. Gene Ontology annotation, biological process: cilium assembly; protein dephosphorylation. Bases 237 to 692 code for a protein of 151 amino acids. Lineage: Eukaryota; Metazoa; Chordata; Lepidosauria; Squamata; Rhineuridae.